ACGUGACCCCCUGGUGUGUCCACCCAGAGACGUGCUGGCUGCAGAGGCUCUCACCCCCACCCAGCUGCCCCCUGCAGCCUCCACGGUGCCGGCCCUUCACGCGGAGGCCACACUCCAUGAGGAUGCCUGGAGGAGAGACAGUGUCGGAGCCCCAGGCUGCUCACGGGCCCCUGGAGAAGCCGCCCAGCACGGCGAUCCUGUGUAACACAUGCGGAAACGUGUGCAAGGGGGAGGUGCUGCGCGUGCAGAACAAGUACUUCCACCUGCAGUGCUUCGUCUGCAAAGCAUGCGGCUGCGACCUGGCCGAGGGCGGCUUCUUCGUGCGGCAGGGCGAGUACAUCUGCACGCGGGACUACCAGACGCUGUACGGGACCCGCUGCUUCAGCUGCGACCAGUUCAUCGAGGGCGAGGUGGUGUCUGCGCUGGGCAGGACCUACCACCCCGACUGCUUCGUGUGUGCUACCUGCCGGUUGCCCUUCCCGCCUGGGGACCGAGUGACCUUCAAUGGGAAGGAAUGCGUGUGUCAGAAGUGCUCCCUGCCCAAGUCAGCAGGCAGCAGCGUGCACCUGUCCCAGGGCCUCUGGAGUUGCGGGGGCUGCGGCGCAGAGAUCAAAAACGGCCAGUCCCUGGUGGCCUUGGACAAGCACUGGCAUUUGGGCUGUUUCAAGUGCAAGACGUGCGGGAAACAACUGAACGCGGAGUACAUCAGCAAGGACGGGCUGCCCUACUGCGAGGCCGACUAUCACACCAAGUUCGGGAUCCGCUGUGACGGCUGCGAGAAGUACAUCACGGGGCACGUGCUGGAGGCGGGGGAGAAGCACUACCACCCUCUGUGUGCACUAUGCGUCCGGUGCGGCCGGAUGUUUUCGGAAGGCGAGGAGAUGUACCUGCAAGGCUCCUCCAUCUGGCACCCGGCGUGUCGUCAAGCAGCGAGGACUGAAGACAAAAACAAGGAAACCAGAACUUCUUCAGAGAGCAUCAUUUCUGUACCUGCGUCCAGCGCCUCAGGGUCCCCGAGCCGCGUGAUCUAUGCGAAGCUGGGUGAUGAGAUUCUUGACUACCGGGACCUGGCUGCCCUCCCUAAGAACAAGGCUAUCUACAACAUUGACCGGCCCGACAUGAUCUCCUACUCGCCCUACAUCAGCCACUCGGUGGGAGACAGGCAGAGCUACAGCGAGCCCCCUCAGCUGCUCUCGCCAACACCGACAGAGGGGGACCAGGAUGACCGCUCCUACAAGCAGUGCCGGACCUCCAGCCCAAGCUCCACCGGGUCGGUCAGCCUCGGGCGAUACACCCCGACCUCACGGUCACCCCAGCACUACAGCCGUCCAGCUGGUACUGUGAGUGUUGGUACCAGUAGCUGCCUGUCCCUGUCCCAACACCCAAGCCCUACAUCCGUGUUCAGACAUCAUUACAUCCCCUACUUCCGAGGCAGUGAAAGUGGCCGGAGCACCCCCAGCCUCUCCGCGCUCUCAGACAGCAGGCCUCCCCCCUCCACCUACCAGCAGGCUCCUCGCCACUUCCACAUCCCAGACACUGGCGUCAAAGAUAACAUUUAUAGGAAGCCCCCCAUCUACAGGCAGCACGGUCCGGUAGCCCAAUCCCCAAUUUCCAAGCUCUCAGGCCUAAUGUCAGUCUUGUCCUUGGUGGUGCACAAGGCAGGGGGCUCCAAAACGCUAGAAGGUCCCAGCCCUCCGCAGGCGGCAGCUGCGAGGCGGUCAGAUGGGGAGGAUGGAGGUUUUGACCCGGAUAACAGGAAGCAGAAGACCAGCUGGCUGAUUCUCAAGGGAGACGCAGACACUCGGACUAACUCUCCAGACCCGGACAGCCAGUCUCUGUCCCACAGCAGCGGGACCGAUAGAGGCCCUCUCCAAAUGACGCAAGGGGACAACUUUUACUCACGGUUCCCCUAUUCCAAGUCUGACCCUGUCCCUGGACAUGGCAAGAAUGGCUUGGACCACCGGAAUGCCAAUCUGGCCCCUUGUGGAGCAGACCCGGAUGCCAGCUGGGGCACACGAGAAUACAAGGUAAGAGGGCCGCCGGGCCCGCGCCGCCCGCUGCUGCCGCGCCCACCUGCCCAGGGUAACAGUCCCCUUUGUUGUGCUUUCCCCACGAAAUGUGUGUGUCAGACGCAGACGCAAAUCUACCCCUAUGACGCCCUCAUCGUCACCAACCGGAUUCGCGUGAAGCUGCCCAAGGACGUGGACCGGACGAGGCUGGAGAGACACUUGUCGCCCGAGGAGUUCCAGGAAGUGUUUGGGAUGAGCGUGGAGGAGUUUGACCGCCUGGCCCUCUGGAAGAGGAACGACCUCAAGAAGAAAGCCCUGCUGUUUUGACGCUGCCGCGGCGCCUGACCACGGCACGCCUGCGGGAACCACCGCGC
Vicugna pacos (alpaca) is the source of this 2383-nucleotide messenger RNA. The record is from RefSeq and is a predicted model, not a curated record. NCBI's taxonomy places the organism in Eukaryota, Metazoa, Chordata, Mammalia, Artiodactyla, Camelidae.